AUGGGAAAAACAAACGAUUCAGUUCAGAAGAGGUAUCGAAAUGUUCGAGCCGAUCCCGCCCAUCUGUCUCACUAUCUCUGUUAUUUUUGCGGUAAAUUGAUGUCAAAUCGAAUGGAUUAUCAGGUGCACAUGCUGAAAGUGCAUGAAGUAAUGUCACAAACCUAUCAACUGUGGUCAGACCACACCAUGGACACGCUAGGAUUGAGAUGGAGCGAAACGAAAGGAAUAGACGAUCGAGAAGUUCCUUGUUCUCUUCCCCCAUCUCCGUUGUCAAGAGAAUCGAAGGCGAGAAAUUCGGAAGACGACGAUGAGGACUACGUUUAUGAAGAUGAGAAGCCAGCGAAGAAAAGAAGAAAGGACGAAGCGAGAAGGGCGAUGGCUGUUAAACAGAAGCAAGCAGCUGAAGAUCAACGAAGAAAAGCAGAAGCAGCAGCAGAAGAACGUCAGAAGAAAGCAGAAGAAAAGCGUCUGGAAAAGAAUAGAAGAGAUGCUGAGAGAAGGAAGAAUGAAGCGACGAAACGGGCGAUACAACAACAGCAACAACAGGCAGCAAUGUUGGCAGCUCAGGAAAGAGAGCAAAAGGAUCAAACGGCGAAGCGGCUGAGUCUGAUGGAGAUGGGAGAGUUGGAAAUGCAGGGAAUGCCUAUAGUGGAUGAUAAGAAGAAGAGGAAACGUCCAGAGAGUACACCAAAAAGACAGCCACGAGUAAGACAGAAUUCAGAAGAUGACCAAGAAGUUAUCGAUCUGGUGACGUCGAUUAUGGCGGAGAGUAAGAAGAAGGAGGCGUCGAGUCAGGAGGUUAUCGAGGAGGAUUUGACUCCAGAGAUUGUCGAUCGAAAGCCAUUUGAUUACUCAAAAGCGACUACAAAGUACUGCAAAGUGUGCAAAAAGGGCAAUCACUACACAUUCCCGUCGCUUUUCGAGCACUACCAAGAUCAUCAUCACGCAGUCAUUAAAUCGUUCGACUACUACGGUUAUUUCAACAAAAAGUUGAUAGGAAAGAAGCAUUUGUUGGAGAGAGACUUCUGUCAGCGAUGCAUGAUUCAGUUUCCACGUGUCAGGGACUACUACACUCAUAUGAUUCAGUAUCAUAUUCACGAGAGUGUCCGUUGUCAGUUGGAUUUCGAAAACGCGAACAACGCGGACGUCGAGGUGCGAAUGGUGUUCCGUGAUCGUAUCCUAACCCUUGGCUACAAUUUCUACUUCCAAGAAGAUCAACAAACUGCCAGCAGUUCGGAUAUCGCCGAUUUCCAAGCUGCCACGAUUCCAGCCGAAGUCAACGAACCGAGCACAUCUGCCUCCCAACAAGCACACUUCUAUGAGCAUAAUCAUGAUGAGCCGAUGGAGGUGGAACAGCCGAUACAAUUGGAGCAACCACCAUCCGAUUCAGGAUUGACGGAAGUCAAUCCGAAUGAUGUUAAGCCGGAGCCGUCAUUUUUCUAA
Molecule: messenger RNA, 1443 nt
Organism: Caenorhabditis briggsae
Lineage: Eukaryota; Metazoa; Nematoda; Chromadorea; Rhabditida; Rhabditidae
Exons: 4
Coding region: 1-1443 (480 amino acids)
Source: RefSeq, a predicted model, not a curated record